Molecule: messenger RNA, 4179 nt
Organism: Epinephelus moara (kelp grouper)
Lineage: Eukaryota; Metazoa; Chordata; Actinopteri; Perciformes; Serranidae
Product: growth hormone-regulated TBC protein 1-A-like
Exons: 9
Coding region: 1157-2212 (351 amino acids)
Source: RefSeq, a predicted model, not a curated record
UCCAUCUAUAAUCUGUGAUUUUUUUUUAUUUUUUUUUAAAGAAAAAAAGUCAAAAUUCUCCAAUUCCAGUUUCUUAAAUGUGAAUAUAUUCUUGUUUCUUUGCUCCUCUAUGACAGUUAACUGAAUAUCUUUGGGUUGUUGACAAAACAAAACAUGUCAGGACGUCAUCUCUGGCUUUUGUAAACACUGAUUGACAUCUUUGAUAAUUGACAACAACUAAGUGAUUGAGCAACAAAAUAAUCAGCAGACUAAUCGACAAUGGAAAUAAUCAUUAUUUGCAGCCCUAGUCCUCGGAAUAAUUUCUGGUAAUUUGGUGGAUGUAAUAAUCAUAAAAUGAGCUUUUUGUUCUACAGCGUGACUGUUUGAGGGGAAAAAUUAAAUGGGCAUUUAUUUUAUUUUAUUUUAAUUUUCUUAUUUUAUUUUAUUUUAUUUCAAUUUUUUUAAUUUCAUUUUACUUUAUUUUAUUUUCAUUUAUUUUAUUUUUUUAUUUAUAUUUAUUUAUUUUAUUUUAUUUUAUUUUUUGGCCUCUUGAAAGUAGCAAAAACAAUUAUUAAUUCUAGUAAUUUUAAAGGUCCAGUGUUUAAGAUUUAGGCAUCUAUUGGCAGAAAUUGAAUACUAUUAAUAAGUGGGUUUUUCUUAGUGCACAAUCACCUGAAACAAACAGUCAUUAUAUUUUAAUUCCCUUAGAUGAGCCAUUUAUAUCUAUAUACGGAGCAGGACAUCUUACACCAUGUUGUUUCUACAGUAGCCCAGAACAGAGCCAAACGCUGGCUCUAGACAGGGCCAUUCAUAGUUCUUCUGCAUGCUUUGCACUGAGGAAAAUUUUCAGUUGAAUCUGCAACCUCUCCACUAGAUGACACUAAAUCCUACACACUAGAGCUCUCAGUUAGAGUAGUAAGGACAUUGUCUGACAUUAGGACAGCUUUGAAAUACUCUGCAGAUCAUGCAGGGAGAUUAAAUUUACAGAAAAUAUGUUUAACUGCUAAAACAAUUUGUACUUUUUUGGUUGUUGGUUAAUUAUUUCUUAGGGAGGACUAUGGUGGAGAAAUUUGGACUGCAGCCAGCAGUUCUUUCCCAAGGAGGAGAAAUGAAAUAGGCUCCUCCGUGCAGGUCGUUUACAGCCUCGGUGGACUUUACCUGCAGCACAUGACACACAAUGGAAAUGGAAAUGGAAAUGAAAGGAGACAUUUCUCAGCCUCUUACGUGUUCUAAUGACAGUGAAAGGAUUGACCCCUAUGGCUUUGAGAGACGUCACGAUUUCGAAUCCUACAAGGAGAUGAUGAAUGAGUAUGUGGCCGUCCUCAACAGAAGGUCGAUGAGAUGGUCCAAGCUCCUUCAAGAGAAGCCGCACGUGGAGAAGAACCUGACAGUGAAAAGGUAUGUGCGUAAAGGUGUGCCCAAUGAGCACCGUGCCAGGAUUUGGAUGGCAGCCAGUGGUGCAGAGAAACAACUGGAGAGCAACCCGGGUUAUUACCAGUCUCUGCUGGCCAUGGAGCACGACGCCAAGCUGAAGGAGACCAUUCACACAGACAUGCACAGGACCUUUCCUGACAACGUCCUCUUCCAGAGUCAAGCAGAACCGAGCCUGCAGAAGGCUCUGUACAACGUGCUGCUGGCCUAUGGACACCACAAUAAGGAAGUGGGGUACUGUCAGGGCAUGAACUUCAUCGCAGGCUACCUCAUGAUCAUCACAAAAGAUGAAGAGAAGUCCUUCUGGCUCAUGGAUGCAUUGUUGGGCAGAAUGCUGCCAGACUUCUACAGCCCGGCCAUGUUGGGCCUGAAGACAGAUCAGGAGGUUCUCGGGGAGCUGGUGAAGGCUAAAGCUCCUGCAGUAGGACAGCUCAUGGACCAGUAUCCUGGUAUAUGGACACUGGUGGUGUCUCGCUGGUUCAUCUGCCUCUAUAUUGACAUACUCCCAAUUGAGACAGUUCUGCGGGUCUGGGAUUGUCUUUUCUACGAGGGCUCCAAGGUUCUUUUCCGUGUUGCUCUGACUCUCAUAAUUCACCACCAGCCGGAGAUCCUGAGAGCUCGCUCUUUGACCGAUGUGUGCGAGUGCUUCAAACAAAUCACCAGUGGAGCUUUCACUCUGGACUGCCACACCUUCAUGCAGAAAAUCUUUACAGAACCUGGGAGCCUGUCAAUGGCAACUAUAAAUAAACUGAGGGAGAAAUGCAGACAGCGAAUACUGGAGGAAGAAUAUGGACGGCCGUGAAGUUUUGGAUCCACUAUGUAUCCCUUUGGCUUUCAUUCAGUGUAAGGACGUUAACACUGUACUAUCAGGAACAAUUAACUAUUACCAAAUGGACAUACUGGUGGGUUUUUUGUUUGUUUGUUUGUUUGGUUGCCUCUGUUAAAAACAGCUAUUUUACACUCCAGUACCAGUGAACUGGAUAUCUGAAGGAUGUGCUGAAGCUUCCUCACUAAUGUAGAUUUUGUAUUUUUUACCUUGUCUUUUGUUCAUGGUCCCAUAUUCUGCUGCUAGAUACUUCAAGACCAAAGUAUUUCAAUCUGCCAUGCUUUUAAUUACUUGCACUAUAGUAGUGUUUCUUUGUUGUAGUAUGGUAAUUUGUUUUGUUGUUGUGGAGAACGGAGAAAAAAGGGAAUUGUUGCUCACCUGAAACACUAUUGUAACCAUCCAUUUCUCUUUCUGAAGUAAAAUCAGAUGUCCUAAUUUACAGAACUCAAAACAGCCUCUGCCAAACAAAGGUAAAGAGAAGUGGUGAUUUCAGUGUUCAGUGUUGCUCUCAAGCAACGGUUAAGUCAGGCGCUCCAAACCUGUGUUUGUAUAUUAAGUUUAUAAAUCCAGUAACAAAAGCUACUCAUUUCUGAGCUCAGACAAAAGGCUUUUCAAACUCAGUUGUCCCAGUUGUUAACAGCUAGAAACCCAGAGCCUCCUCAAAUCUGCACAAAGUUUUAAAAGAGCAGGGUACAUUUGUACAGGAGUAAAAAUAUAUUAAGACUCACAUUUAGAGUCACAAUUCUGGGCAAUAAUAACUUGUACAUUAUCAUUUAAAUGAUGAAUGAUGAGACAACAGGCCCCUCAACAGACAUGACGUGUUGUUUGUUGUCAUUUUGUGUAUCACUGUGACGCAUUUAAUGUCUCUAUGGUAUCAUAUCUCUUUUUAGUAGUUUAGCAUCUCUUAAGCUGAUGACAUCCAUGAUAUGCAUCUGCACACACUGCGAUGCCACACAGCUGGUUCAUUAUCAGCAUCUGUGUUGAUCAGCAGUGAUGUGGUGGUUCACUUUUACUCUGUGAUCUGUAGCCUAUAGUUCAGCUUUAGCUUCUUUGUCUUUUUAACCUGUUGUUGCUGCUGAGUCAGUUUGACAUCCUGGAUAUAUCCUUCAAACACAGACUGUAGACCCCUCUGUCUGCUUCUAUCUGGAACACAGGGAUGUCCACUACCCUCCCUAGACUCUGAUGUUCUACUCCUCUGACAUCAGCCAUGCAAAUUGAGUCCAUGAACUGAUGUAAAUUUCACAUUUCCUGUUUCUACUCAGAUACUGAAGUGAAUGUGCUUCUUGUAACAGGCUCCAGGUGCCUGAGGGCAUUUCUAACAGUCAUACACCUUUGGACAACUUCCCCCACCCUGCCCUACAGACAGACAGACUGAUGAGCCCAGAAGUGAUCAAACUAUAAAGAAAUAGAACACCGUAGUUCAGAGUCCUGCAGGCUUUCAUUUCAGUCUACAAAACCUGCACGUUAAAGUCUAUCCACAGCUCAAAACUUAAACUGUUGUUUAACUAUUUUUAAAAGUCGGGAUUCUUUACACAAUAAUGUAAUUUAGUCGUUGAUACAGACAAAAAAAACAAAACGCAUAAUACCGCAGUUAUCCUCGAAUACUGUACCGACUCUUCUAAGAAGUCCAAACAAACCAGGAACAGGUUCAGCAACUGAUGAACUGUUUGAAGGCAAAACAAAAGUCAAACAGUCUCGUUCAUUCACUUUUAUUGACCUCUCCUUUAGAAAACAGUUCAAACAAAUCCAUUAAAACCUUAUUAAAUCACUACAUGAAUAUUUAGAUGCGGGAGAAAAAAACAACAUAAAAAAACAAAUAUCUGCAGUUUCUCCUACAACAUUGAACAAUGCAUAUUUAUGGUAGUAACAGUACAUGAAGGCUACGUGAGACACAAAGAAAAUGUCCCAGACAUGGCAGCACACAGUGUCAGUGAGUGAAUGAG